Messenger RNA from Aspergillus heteromorphus CBS 117.55, 483 nucleotides. It is a transcript of the gene cyn1, whose product is annotated as putative cyanate hydratase. Lineage: Eukaryota; Fungi; Ascomycota; Eurotiomycetes; Eurotiales; Aspergillaceae. Gene Ontology annotation, molecular function: DNA binding; cyanate hydratase activity. The transcript has 3 exons. Bases 1 to 483 code for a protein of 160 amino acids. The record is from RefSeq and is a predicted model, not a curated record.
AUGUCUCUCGUAACCCUCGACGGCUCCCAACGCCCCUACCUCCCCUCCGCCUCGGACACCCUCUUCAGCGCCAAAGCCGCCAAGCAGCUGAGCUUCGAGCAGAUCGCCCAGCACAUCGGCCGCAAUGAAGUCGCCGCCGCCGCCAUCUUCUACGGCCAGGCCAAGGCCUCGCCCGAGGACAUCGAGAAGCUCGCCUCGCUGCUGGGGAUCCCCCACUCCAAGCUCGAAGAGCUGCUCAGCGGCUUCCCCGACCGCGGUCGCACCGUCGAGAUGCCCCCCAAGGAGCCGCUGAUCUACCGGCUGUACGAGAUCGUGCAGAACUACGGGUACGCGUACAAGGCGGUGCUGAAUGAGAAGUUCGGGGAUGGCAUCAUGAGCGCGAUCUCGUUCUCGACGAAGGUGGAGAAGGAGACGGAUCAGGAUGGGAACAACUGGGCGGUGAUUACCCUGAGGGGGAAGUGGCUGCCGUUCUCGAGGUUCUAA